This is a messenger RNA of Ostertagia ostertagi, 4578 nucleotides long. The record is from the annotation of a GenBank genome assembly. NCBI's taxonomy places the organism in Eukaryota, Metazoa, Nematoda, Chromadorea, Rhabditida, Trichostrongylidae.
AUGAAGGUUCAUCGGUUGAAAUGCAUUAGUUAUUCAGUUCCAGAGUUGACGACCAUGACAACGGCUGUUCAAUCUCCUGGGCAUGAUGAAUCUGAUGACUCCCUCUAUCCGAUAGCCGUCCUCAUUGACGAACUUCGGAAUGAAGAUGUGCAUUUGCGAUUGAAUAGCAUUCGUAAACUCUCAACGAUAGCACUCGCACUCGGUGUCGAACGUACUCGUAACGAACUCAUCCAGUUUCUCACAGAUACAAUUUACGACGAAGACGAAGUUUUACUAAUUCUUGCUGACCAACUAGGAAAUUUCACUCCACUGGUUGGUGGACCAGACUAUGUUCAUUGUUUGUUGCCACCACUCGAAAAUUUGGCGACCGUUGAGGAAACGGUUGUUAGGGAUAAGGCUGUUGAAAGUUUACGGAAGAUAGCUGACAAGCACAGCACAGCGGCUUUAGAAGAGUAUUUUAUUCCUAUGCUGAAGCGCCUAGCAACAGGUGACUGGUUCACGUCGCGCACGUCGGCUUGCGGUCUCUUCAGCGUUGCUUAUCCGCGGGUUAGCCCUGCCAUCAAGGCUGAAUUGAGAAGCCUGUUUCGUCAGAUGUGUCGUGAUGAUACACCAAUGGUUCGUCGUGCGGCCGCUGCAAAACUCGGCGACUUCGCUAAGGUAUUUGAACGUGACUUCCUCGUCGAUGAACUCCAUGCUAUGUUCUGUGAUUUGGCAGUAGAUGAACAGGAUUCUGUGCGUUUACUUGCCGUCGAAGGCUGCAUUGCAAUGGCAGGGUUGUUAUCCGAGGAGAGCCGCCGUGAUCUUGUUCGUCCAGUGCUGAUGGGUCUUAUCGAUGACAAGAGCUGGCGUGUACGGUUCAUGGUAGCGGAGAAGCUAACCGAGAUCCAAGAAGCUAUCGGUGAGGACAUGACAAUGACUGAACUCGUUCCUGCGUUCACUAAUCUCUUGAAGGAUCCUGAAGGAGAAGUCCGCGGUGCAGCAGCUCAGAAAUUGAACACUUUCUGCGCCAAUCUGAAGAAGAGCACAAGGGAGUCAGCUAUUCUCAAUAACAUUCUGCCGGUUGUGAAGGAAUUGGUCACUGAUCCAAAUCAACACGUGAAGACUGAGCUUGCGGGCGUGAUAAUGGGUUUGGCACCGCUUGUCGGAAAGGAAAACACAAUCUCUCAGCUUUUGCCCAUUUAUAUGCAGCUACUGAAGGACAGCACUGCCGAAGUCCGCCUUAAUAUCAUAAGCAGCCUGGACAAGGUCAACGACGUCAUCGGGGCAUCGCAGCUUUCCCAAUCCCUUCUUCCAGCUAUCGUCGAACUUGCUGAGGAUGGGAAGUGGCGCGUGAGACUGGCCAUUGUUCAGUUCAUGCCACUUCUUGCUGCACAACUCGGGCAAGCGUUUUUCGAUGAGAAAAUGCUACCGCUUUGUCUCAACUGGCUCUGUGAUCAUGUUUAUGCAAUCCGCGAAGCUGCAACGGCUAUUCUAACUGAGCUUGCUGGGAAAUUCGGUGGAGAGUGGGCAACGAAGAAUAUAAUGCCGAAAGUGCUCACCUUGUCCAAGGAUCUCAACUACCUGCACCGUAUGACCUGCCUGUUUUGUCUAAAUUCACUUGCCGAAGCUGUAGGACCCGAACAAACUGCGAAGGAAAUCAUGCCGGUGAUCAAAGAGCUCAGUGAAGACAAUGUACCUAACGUACGAUUCAAUGUGGCGAAGGGAUUAAUGAAGAUUGGAAAAGUUGUGGAUGCGAGGUGUACAGGGAUGGUGAGUGCGGAGCAGCCAAAGCAGAAGACCGAGAAGGAAUUGAAGAAAGAGGCCGAAAAGGCGGCAAAACUGGCGAAGUUCGAGGAGAAGCAAAGAAAGCUCCAGGAAAAAGCUGCUGCCGCUACGGCAAAGCCGAAGGAUGAAAAGAUCGUUAAGAAAAAGGCUGUUGCGGAGCUGCCGAAACCAAUUGUGGGUAAAAAUACUGGUGAAAAGAAAGAUGUAAGCGCUGGACUUCUGAAUGUAUACGAUCCCGGCUACGUUGAGUCGGACUGGUACGCUUGGUGGGAGAAGGAAGGAUUCUUCAAACCAGAGUACGGUCGACAGAAUGCAACGACACCUAAUCCGAAAGGAAGCUUUACCAUUUGCAUACCUCCGCCAAAUGUAACUGGUACGCUUCAUGUUGGCCAUGCGCUUGCCACUACCGUUGAGGACACUUUAACGAGAUGGCACCGAAUGAAAGGAAGGACCACACUAUUCAAUCCUGGGUGUGACCAUGCAGGCAUUGCUACACAGGUAGUCGUGGAGAAGAAGCUGCAACGUGAAAAAGGUCUCACACGACAUGAUCUCGGUCGUGACAAUUUCAUCCAAGAAGUGUGGAAGUGGAAGAACGAGUCAGUGAUUGCUGUGUUCGGAUUUGCUCCUAGAAUAGCUCCAGUAUUUUCAAUUAACUUUAGAAAGGGUGGGGUGAUCUACGAUCAGCUGCGGAAGAUGGGUGCUUCGGUGGACUGGGAUCGUGCUUGCUUCAUGAUGGAUCCGAAGAUGGUGCGAGCGGUCACUGAGGCUUUUGUUCGAAUGCACGAGCGUGGUACCAUUUACCGUUCGAAUCGCCUCGUAAACUGGUCGUGUGCUCUUCGAAGUGCCAUAUCUGAUAUUGAGGUUGACAAAAAGGAGCUGACUGGCCGCACACUUCUUCCAGUUCCUGGCUAUGAAGAGAAGGUCGAAUUCGGAGUUCUCACAUCCUUUGCUUACAAAAUUCAGGGAGGAGGUACUUGUAUCCAUCCCUUCGUUGACCGCGAGCUUGCGAUCGUCCCAGACACCUUCGUCGAUCGCGAGUUUGGAACUGGUGCCGUGAAAAUCACACCAGCUCACGAUCACAAUGACUACGAAGUUGGAAUUCGCCACGGCCUUCCUUUCAUUACCUGCAUCGACGAUGACGGCAUGAUUUCUCCGGGUUGCGGGAAGUUCUCUGGGAUGCGUCGUUUCGAUGCAAGAAAAGCCGUCACCGAAGCGCUGAAGGAGCUGAAUCUCUAUCGCGGAUCAGAAGAUAACGCUAUGGUUGUUCCAGUGUGCAGUCGCUCCAAAGAUAUCAUUGAGCCCCUCCUGAAAGCUCAAUGGUACGUAAAAUGUGACGAGAUGGCUAGGAAGGCUAUCGAAGCUGUCGAGAGCGGGGAACUCAAGCUCAUCCCCGACUACCACGUCGCGACUUGGAAUCGUUGGCUCCAGGGCAGCAGGGAUUGGUGCAUCUCCCGCCAGCUGUGGUGGGGUCAUCGCAUUCCAGCCUAUUUUGUCACAGUCACCGAUGGGAAGACCCCAGCCGGUGAUCCUUGUGACGAUCAUUACUGGGUAUCAGCUCAUUCUGAAGAAAUGGCGCUGCAAAAGGCGGCGAAGAAGUUCAAUGUUGACCCGAAAUUCAUCCAGCUGAAGUGGGAUGAAGACGUCCUGGACACGUGGUUCUCGUCAGGUAUGUGGCCGUUUGCCAUCAUGGGCUGGCCGGAAAACACUACCGACAUGCAGCUUUACUUCCCUUCAAAUGUUCUUGAGACUGGGCAUGAUAUCCUGUUUUUCUGGGUCGCUCGAAUGGUUUUCAUGAGUCAGGAGCUCACGGGAAAGCUGCCCUUCAAAGAGGUCUAUUUACACGCAAUGAUUCGAGACGCUCAUGGGCGUAAGAUGUCGAAGUCGCUUGGCAAUGUGAUUGACCCUCUCGAUGUAAUCAGAGGUGUAACAUUGGCAGAGUUGAAUCACCAAUUGACUACAGGCAAUUUGGACGCGAAGGAACUUGCCAUAGCGCAGGCUGGCCAAGCGCGAGAUUAUCCAAAAGGUAUCCCAGAAUGUGGUACUGAUGCACUCCGAUUCGCUCUUUUGGCCUACACAAGCCAAGGCCGUGAUAUCAAUCUCGAUGUUCUCCGUGUUCAAGGUUAUCGCUUCUUUUGCAACAAGAUAUGGCAAGCCGUGAGAUUCACUUUAAUGCAGCUAGGCAGCGAUUACCACGCGGAGCCCUUCAAGCUCAGUGGCAAGGAAUCAAUCAUGGAUUUGUGGAUUCUGUCGCGUGCCGCUUUUGCUGUCAACCGUUGCAAUGCAGGCAUGGAGGCGUACAACUUCACUCAGGUGACUACCACCCUGUAUGACUUCUGGCUGUACGAUCUCUGCGAUAUCUAUUUGGAAGCUGUGAAACCAGUCAUCGCUUCAGGAACUGAGGAAGCACGCGUGACUGCCAAAGCGACCCUCUACAACUGCGUCGAAGCUGGUUUGCGAUUAAUCAGCCCGAUCAUGCCAUUCUUGUCCGAGGAGCUUUGGCAGCAUCUCCCUCGUCGUCGGUCUCAACCACCGGCGAUGAUUGUCCAUGCUUAUCCAGAAGUUUCUGAGUUUCCAUUCACCAACGAGAAGAUCGAAGCUGAUGUUUCAUUCGCGAUGAGUGUCAUCCGUACUGUUCGAUCACUUCGUUCUGACUACGAGUUGACGAACAAAACGAAAACCGAUCUUUACGCGUCCGUAAGCUCUGCGGAAGACCACAACUGCUUGACGUCGUUAAUUCCCUUGAUUGAAACUCUUGCUUCAAGUAAUAAGGUCUGUCUUCGAUUAUGCCAUCCGUCGGGAAAAUUAGAGAAUUGA